Messenger RNA from Diaporthe amygdali, 5481 nucleotides. Its product is annotated as chromatin remodelling factor 2-1. Bases 1 to 5481 code for a protein of 1826 amino acids. Gene Ontology annotation, molecular function: ATP hydrolysis activity; histone binding; ATP binding. Gene Ontology annotation, cellular component: Ino80 complex; nucleus. NCBI's taxonomy places the organism in Eukaryota, Fungi, Ascomycota, Sordariomycetes, Diaporthales, Diaporthaceae. Gene Ontology annotation, biological process: DNA-templated transcription; chromatin remodeling; DNA repair. The record is from RefSeq and is a predicted model, not a curated record. The transcript is spliced from 4 exons.
AUGGAGUCAAAUUUCCACUCGACCGUGCUGCAGAGACCGCCCAGCCUGCACGACUACGAGGACCAGCAACGCGACCGCGAGCGGGAAAGAGAGCGGGAUCGCGGCAGCAGUGAGCGGCGGCACCGCGACAUUCUGAAUCCGGUUCAGCUGGGUGAGAGCAGCAACAACAACAACACCAAUCCGCCACCUGCACAAGGCUCGCAUGCACCUGGGCAGCAGCAGCAACCGCCACCGCGACACUCAUUCAGUCUGCGAUCUCCAACCCAGGCCGACUUCCACCAACCGGCGCCGCCUCGCUUCCCCGGUUCCAGCUCUGCCUCUCCCUCGUCAGCGCCCUCCACCAGCGCCGCGGCAAACAACAGCUCCAGCACCAGCACGAAUGGCACCGGCUCGGGCACACGCUCGCUCCUGCACAACCCAUUCCUGACAUCAUCUGCUGCGCCGCCAUCCCUUCCUCCACCAGUCCACCCAUCAAGCAUCGCACCUCCGCGAUCGCCUCUGCACGCGCCGCCCGUCUUUUAUCCCCAGGACCUGCGCGACCAUCGCGAUUCUCCGCGAGAGAAGACGGCCGGCAGCUUCUACGACCCUACCACCGACACCACCACCACCACCAGCGACCGGAGGGUCAGCGACACCGGCUCCGCCUGGCACAACGCGACCCAGGUUUCAUCGUCAUCGUCAGCAUCAAAGCCUCGCGAUCCUUUGAACAGGGACUACGACUAUCCUCCGCAGCCAUCCGUCGAUCGCUCUCCUUAUUACAAGGGCAGCUACACGUCGCCUGUCGCUGCAACCUUCCCACCGCGAAGCCCCAUCUCUCAUUCCCGCCCGUCUGCCGGAUCCAUCAGCCCGCCCGCCGGAGCCCGUGCGAUGGCUUCGCCCAGUGUGCUACAGUCGGCGCUGUCAGCCGGCACCGCUUCAAAUGGCACUCCGGCCGUGCAACACUCGCCACCUGCUCCUUCGGUGCUGCAAGCACCUGCUCCCCCCACAAGUACCCCUAGCCGGAAUGUCAUGUCCUUCGACAAUAUACUGUCCAGCGCCGAAACAGAUAUGAGACCACGGGAUCCAUCUCCCCCAGCGAGCAUUUCGGAGCCUGCUGUGAAAGAGGAGAAGUCAGACGAGCCAGAGAAGGUCGAGCGGAAGAAGCCUGCCAGGAAGCCCAGGCAGUCCCGUGUGUCGGACAUCAAGAACUCGGAGCCCACGUCCAAGAGGCGGUCGUCCUCCCACUCCCAAAAGGAAAAGGAGAUCGCUGCCGCGCCGCGCGUUCCUGCGAAGCGCACGGCGAAUGGCCAGCCCAAGACAGGCGGCUUCUCCGCGAGCAAGGAGAAGAAAAUCAAGGAACAGAUGGACCAGAUGGACGUUGAUCCCAUCGAGGCCGACGGCUUUGAUGCCGACGAGGAGCAAUUCGCCUGGCGUCAGCGUGCACUGAGACGGCGACGUGCCAUGGAGGGCCGGGAGGACAAGCUUCACUCCUCGCGCAGGUCCAACCUGGCCAGGGACAGCAUCCUGCACCUGAGCCUGCACACAGACCUGGGCAAGCGCCGGUACGACGAUAUGUACUAUGACGACGCGCUGCAGAAGGUACGCGAUCAAGAGGUUGUCGCCGAGAAGGAGCGGAAGAAGGAUAUGCAACGCAAGCGCCGACGCGAGAAAUCCAUGGCGGUCACCAUCGAGCAGAAGGAAACAGCCCUCGCCAAGGCCCAAGCUGCUGAGCUGGCCGGUGACGAAGCGGAGCGAAUUAAGCAUCUUCGUGAAGCCGAGCGUGCCAACAAGAAGGCACAGCAGACGAAGCUCAUCCUGCAAAAGGGCAUCAAGGGCCCAGCACGGAACCUGCCUCCCAUUGAGGUCAACCUCGAAGGCGGCGUCAUGUCGACAUUCCAAGCAAGCGACAUGGAGCCCGGCAAAGGCAAAGGCAAGUCUCGAAGCGGACCGCGACCAAAGAAGUCUAAGGAGCAGAAACAAGCCGAGAAGGACAGUGCACUGGCUGCCCAGGCAGCUUUGGACGCAGGCGAGGAGCUGCCCAGCAAGGAGGAGACAAGCAAGAUCCGCAUCAGGCUGAAGAAGGACAAGGCCCCCAAGGAAGAUGCCGUCCAGGACCCAGAGGUUGUCGAGCCCAAGGAGCCCAAGGUGAAGGAGAAAGUCGUCGAGGAACCCAAGGACCCCAACGAGAACAAGUUCCAGUCUAAGGGUUUCAACCAGAUCUACGACCAGAUCUGGCGCGAUCUUGCCCGCAAGGACGUUAACAAGGUCUACAGGCUUGCAACUGAAUCUUAUGGGACCAAAGCCUCUAACCUUAAAAAGACGGCUAUUCUUGCUUCCAAGGAGGCCAAGAGGUGGCAGAUGCGGACCAACAAGGGGACGAAGGACCUGCAGGCUCGCGCCAAGCGUGUCAUGCGUGACAUGAUGACCUUCUGGAAGCGCAACGAGCGCGAGGAACGCGAUCUUCGCAAGGCUGCCGAGAAGCAGGAGCUUGAGAAUGCCCGCAAACAGGAGGCAGACCGCGAGGCCGCUCGGCAGAAGCGGAAGCUCAAUUUCCUCAUCUCCCAGACUGAACUGUACUCUCACUUUAUCGGCAAGAAGAUCAAGACACACGAAGUCGAGCGCAGCACAGACAACCCCGAUAUCGCCGCGGAGGACACUGGUCCAGAUCACAAGGCGGUCGACGUUGACGAUGAUGGCACUGCCACUUCAGGGGCCAAGGUCACUAGGUUUGAGAAUCUCACCUUUGAAGAAGAGGACGAAGACAAGCUCCAAGAGAUUGCGAAGGCCAACGCGGCGCACGCUCUCGCAGAAGCACAGCAGAAGGCCAGAGACUUCAACAAGGACGAUGAGCCUGACGAAGAUGGGGAGAUGAACUUUCAGAAUCCUACAGGAAUGGGCGAGGUUGAGAUUGAGCAGCCCAAGCUGCUCAAUGCUCAACUCAAGGAGUACCAGCUCAAGGGCCUCAACUGGCUGGCCAACCUCUACGAGCAAGGUAUCAACGGCAUCCUGGCUGACGAAAUGGGCCUGGGCAAGACUGUGCAGUCCAUCUCGGUCAUGGCGUAUCUGGCGGAGAAGUACGACAUCUGGGGUCCGUACCUCGUUGUCGCUCCCGCGUCGACACUCCACAACUGGGAGCAGGAGAUUCGCAAGUUUGUGCCCGAGUUCAAGAUCCUUCCGUACUGGGGUACCGCAGGUGACCGGAAGACGCUCCGGAAAUUCUGGGACCGCAGGCACAACACGUACAAGAAGGAUGCCAGUUUCCAUGUCAUGGUCACGUCUUACCAGCUCGUCGUGUCUGAUGUUGCUUACUUCCAGAAGAUGAAGUGGCAGUACAUGAUUCUCGACGAGGCCCAGGCCAUCAAGAGCUCCCAGAGCUCCCGGUGGAAGUGCCUGCUUGGUUUCCACUGCCGGAACCGUCUGCUGUUGACGGGUACCCCCAUCCAGAACAACAUGCAGGAACUCUGGGCCCUACUGCAUUUUAUCAUGCCGUCACUGUUCGACUCGCAUGACGAGUUCAGCGAAUGGUUCUCCAAGGACAUUGAGUCUCACGCGCAGAGCAACACGAAGCUCAACGAAGACCAGCUCAAGCGUCUGCACAUGAUCCUGAAGCCAUUUAUGCUUCGUCGUGUGAAGAAGCACGUCCAAAAGGAACUUGGUGACAAGAUCGAGAUGGAUGUCUUCUGUGACCUCACAUAUCGUCAACGUGCUUACUACAGCAACCUGCGCAACCAGAUCAGCAUUAUGGACCUGAUCGAGAAGGCGACCACUGGCGAUGACACGGAUUCAGGCACACUCAUGAACCUCGUCAUGCAGUUCCGGAAGGUUUGCAACCAUCCCGACUUGUUCGAACGUGCCGAAACAACUUCACCAUUCUUCACUGGGUACUUUGCCGAGACGGCGUCCUUCAUUCGUGAGGGGACCAAUGUACCGGUGGCAUACUCGACUCGAAGCUUGAUCGACUAUGAGCUGCCCAAGCUUGUCUGGCGAGAUGGCGGCAGACUAUACAAGCCCGGCAGCGACAACGAGAAGGCCGGGUUCCGCAACAAGUACCUGGACCACAUGAUGAAUAUCUGGACACCGGACAAUGUUUGCGAGGGCCUCGGUGGCACUGACUCCUUCUCGUGGUUGCGCUUUGCCGAUACGAGCCCCCAGGAAGUGUACAACGCCAGCCAUCAAGACGUUUUCACCCGCGCUGUGGAGCUGUCGAGGCGGAAGGACCGGCUAGGAUAUAUGAAUGUCGCCUAUGACGAGCCCGAGGACCGGGGCUACACCCCGGCGCAUGCGUUGUUCCAGAUCAAGCAACGGAGUGAUCGCAAACCUCUAGCCGAUAUAACGGAUCGAGGUGUUUUGAGCAGCCUCAUGAACGUGGCGCGAGAGACAUAUCACGACGCCGGAUUUGGUCACCUUGAGCCGGCUGCUCGACCAGGGGCAGCUGCGCCACCGAUCGAUGUGAUCUGCAAUAGCCGGGGGGCCAACAUUGAGCGGGAAGAGACCCUGUUCAAUGUGCCAGUGCGCAGAGCACUGUUCGAACCCAACUCUGAGGAGCAGAAGGCUUUCAUUACUCAAAAGACCCCCAUCGACAGCAUGCCUGUGUAUGGACUACUACCGUCUCCAGACAACGAGAAGAAGCGGUUCACAAAUGUUGCCGUACCAUCCAUGCGGCGCUUUGUCACGGAUUCCGGCAAACUUGCCAAGCUGGAUGAGCUGCUGUUCAAGCUCAAGGAGCAAGGUCACCGCGUGUUACUGUACUUCCAGAUGACGCGCAUGAUUGAUCUGAUUGAGGAAUACUUGAUGUAUCGCAACUACAAGUUCUGCCGACUCGACGGCUCCACCAAGCUCGAGGACAGGCGUGAUACGGUGCACGAUUUCCAGACCCGACCCGAUAUCUUCAUCUUCCUGCUCUCCACCCGUGCUGGUGGUCUCGGUAUCAACCUCACGUCUGCGGACACGGUCAUCUUCUACGACUCGGAUUGGAACCCGACAAUCGACUCGCAGGCCAUGGAUCGCGCUCAUCGUCUUGGCCAGACCAGGCAAGUCACAGUAUACCGCCUCAUCACCCGCGGCACAAUCGAGGAGCGCAUUCGCAAGCGAGCUCUGCAGAAGGAAGAAGUGCAGCGCGUUGUCAUUUCGGGAGGCGGCACUGGUGCUGGUGUCGACUUCUCUGGUCGUAGGCAGACCGAGAACCGCAACAAGGACAUCGCAAUGUGGCUUGCCGACGACGACGAUGCGGUCGAGAAGAUGAUUGAGCGUCGCGAGCAGGAGCUCAUGGCUAGCGGCGAGUACGAGAAGAAGAGGAAGGGCGGCAGGAAGAAGAAGGAUGCUGUCUCCCUGGACGACAUGUAUCAUGAAGGUGAGGGACACUUUGAUGACAACAAGGCAUCAGGAACAGCAACCCCCAUCGAGGCGCCUGCAGCAAGCGGCAAGAAGAAGGGCAAGGGCUCGAAGAAGGCCAAGACCGCCAAGCAGCGUCUUGCUAUUGCUGAUGGCGAGGUUGACGCCUAG